AUUCCCAUCUGUGGGCCACGUUACAUCGGUCCUACUUUCGCUGGAUUCUUCUUCUUCCCUACAAUCCCGUCCGACUACACUGUGUUCACGCAGUAUUGUGUUUGUCACAAAUCCAACUGGCUUUUUUAAUCAUAAACAACUUUUUUUUUUAUUUUGCUUUUUAUUUUUUCCGUGCGGCGCAUGCGCGGUUUCUAUCUAUGUGCCUUUCCGUUCCGCCGGCUCGAACUGAAACCGCAACAAAAUGUUUUAACGUCGCGGCGGUAAGUAACAGCCUUGUGCCCGGUGUCAGCUGCAAACACCCCCCCGGGUUCCUUCUCUUCGCGUAUCACUUCGCUCGCCUCGUCGAACACGAACCAGUAGACUCGUGGACGUUUCGCCUCCCGACGUCGCCUCAUCCCGCUCCCGGUGUAAUCUCUUCGACGCAACCUAGCGCAGAUUGUACACAAUCAUCAUGGCGACGCAGGAUGGAAGUGAAGAUAUCAUAAUGGAGACCGAGGAAAAGCCAAAAGAAGCUGAGCCACUGGGUGAGGACGCUGAAAAGGGCGACACAGAAUCUACGUCUCACUCAGAUGGAGCAGCAGAAGCCACAACUCAGGACUCUAGUAUUAGCAACGGGGACGACGACGACGACGACGACGACGACCGGGAGAGGGUGGACUUGAAGAUUAUCUGGAACAAAAAUAAAUAUGAUCUGAAAAUUCCUGUCGACAGCACCGGAGCCACACUCAAAGAGAAGAUCCAUUCACUCACUGGUCUACCCCCGUCGAUGCAGAAGGUGAUGUACAAGGGAUUGCUGCCAGAGGACAAGACGCUACGUGAAAUAAAGAUUACGAACGGCGCGAAAAUAAUGGUGGUGGGGUCGACAAUAAAUGACGUAUUAGCUGUGAAUACGCCCAAAGAGACCAUUCAGCAGGAAGUCAAAGCUGAGGAAGACAAGAAGGAGCCUUUAUGCAGGCAAAAGCAACAUAGGAAAGUCUUGGACAAAGGUAAACCAGAUGACAUAUUGCCAGCUAUUAAAGGAACAAAGGAACGAUUACCAACAGUGCCUUUAUCCGGGAUGUUUAACAAGUCCGGGGGAAAAGUUAGACUCACGUUCAAACUGGAGCAGGAUCAGCUGUGGCUUGGAACAAAGGAGCGAACGGAGAAAGUCCCAAUGGGCUCCAUUAAAAACGUAGUGUCUGAACCCAUCGAAGGCCACGAGGACUAUCACAUGAUGGCUUUUCAGUUGGGUCCGACAGAAGCUUCUCAAUACUGGGUCUACUGGGUGCCAACACAGUUUGUUGAUGCAAUCAAAGACACAGUCCUUGGAAAAUGGCAGUAUUUCUAAUGUGCCUCUUUUUUUUGACAAUGAUGAACUGGGAUUGAGAAGGAGGAGGAGGAGGAAGAGCCCAUGACAAAUGAAACUGGAGUCAAUAGUGAAGCUUAAGGAACUUCUCGGAAUAUAUCUGAAGGAAACGGACGGAUGCCUGUGGACUAAUCAUAUUCUUUUUAGGUUUAAAAGUGCACUAUGUGGCGGCAUAACAUUUCUCAGCCCUGUUGAUCAUUCAAAGGUUUGCAAGCAAAUCCGAGGUGAAACAGUUGUACAGAAAUUGCUAACACUUUUCUUCAGUUAUUCUUAAAGAAAUAAAACUUAUUUAAUAAAACAAAA
Molecule: messenger RNA, 1648 nt
Organism: Scophthalmus maximus (turbot)
Lineage: Eukaryota; Metazoa; Chordata; Actinopteri; Pleuronectiformes; Scophthalmidae
Gene: ubfd1
Product: ubiquitin family domain containing 1
Exons: 7
Coding region: 452-1327 (291 amino acids)
Molecular function (GO): cadherin binding; RNA binding
Source: RefSeq, a predicted model, not a curated record